UUUCACAUGAAUAUAUACGUAUAUAACAUCAUGUCACACACAUCUUCUAUAACGUAGUGAGACAGGCUGAAAAAUUUUCUAAUAUAUUAUUAGAAAUAGUAGGAACUACGUGCAUUAUUGUUUUCUUUGUGUAUAUAUUAUACGGUCUUUAUGAUUGUCACUUUAUGAUUUAGUCGAGAUUUAUUUUCGAAUAAGUAUAAUAUGAUAAAACGUGCAAUAUUGUUUUAUAUCAUCAAAUUAUUAGACUAUUAUGCUUGAUGCAAUACGUAAACGCGGAUUGAUGUGAUUCGAAAAUAGCGGAGUCUCAAUCCAAUAUUUUAAGAUAUUACUUUUUAUCACAACCCAAUUAAUGGUGCGACGAAGCAGUCGCAUCAGCGACUUUUGUGUGUUAAGAUGAAUCUCGGAUAUAGUGAGAGAAUAUUCUAUUGGCUAUUCCUAAUAAUUUUGCUUUUUCACCUACAAGUAGGUGCAAAUUAUUUUAGAACUAACAACAAAAGAGAUGACCAAUGUUUCUGCAAGUUGAAAGGAUCUAUAGACGAUUGUACUUGUAAUGUAGAUACUGUGGACUAUUUUAACAAUAUGAGAAUAUAUCCGAGAAUUCAAAGUCUUCUAGGCAGAGAUUAUUUUAGGUUUUAUAAGAUAAACCUGAACCAGAAUUGUCCAUUCUGGGCAGACGAUAGCAAAUGUGCUAUUCGUUAUUGUCAUGUGCUGCCCUGUCAAGAUAACGAUAUCCCAGAAGGUUUAAAGGGAGAGAUUCCAAGAGAUAUUCAUAUUAAUGAAAGCCCAGUGGAUAAAUAUAGAUCAGAUGCACAAAUUACUGACUGCAGACAUAGCUCUAGAGAUCAUAAUAUGGAACUCGGUUUCUUAAACACAACAAUUAGUUCAGAAAAUUACAAAGAAUUUGAACGAUGGCAGCGGCAUGACGAUGCACAAGAUAAUUUUUGUGUAAAAGAAUCUAGUCAAGGGGAAUAUGUGGAUCUUUUACUUAAUCCUGAGAGAUAUACAGGAUAUAAAGGAGUCAGUGCACGCAGAAUAUGGCGAAGUAUUUACAUGGAAAAUUGUUUUAGACCUGAAAACUCACCUCACAUUUUUAUACAAUCUUCUAAGAUAAAUAGAAUGUGUUUAGAGAAACGAGUUUUUUACCGAGUUAUAUCUGGCUUGCAUGCUAGCAUUAAUAUACAUUUAUGUUCAAAAUAUUUGUUAGCCCCUCAAGAUGGCUUACAAGUCUCGUCUGAUAAUCAAUGGGGUCCUAAUUUGGAAGAGUUACAAAGAAGAUUUUCUCCUGAAACAACAGGUGAUGAAGGUCCAAACUGGCUUAAGAAUUUGUAUUUCACUUUUUUACUUGAAUUAAGAGCUCUGGCAAAAGCUGCACCUUAUUUAGAAAGAGAAGAAUAUUAUACAGGUAAUGAAAUGGAUGAUGAAGAUACAAGAUUGGCCAUGAAUGAUAUAUUGAAUGUCAUCAAAUCAUUCCCAGAACAUUUUAAUGAAACUGUUAUGUUCACUGGUGGAACAGAAGCACAAUUGUUGAAAGAAGAAUUUAGGCAACAUUUCAGAAAUAUUUCACGUAUUAUGGAUUGUGUGGGAUGUGAUAAAUGUAAGCUAUGGGGUAAAUUGCAAAUUCAUGGCCUGGGUACUGCGUUAAAGAUAUUAUUCUCAGGAAAAUUUGAUAGAUGGAAACCAACACUUAAUAAUCUUAAUCGAAAGUCGUUUUUCCUAGAAAGAAGUGAGAUUGUUGCUUUGGUGAAUGCUUUUGGAAGGCUAUCAGAAAGUAUUUUUGAGUUGGACAGGUUCCGCGGGAUGAUGAGAUAACAUAUAGUAUCAGCUUAUAAUUAAAAACUUUUCAAUAUCACUGAAAAACAUCACAUAAAGACAUCACUCAGAUUUUCUACCUUGUUUUAGCUUGCUUUAUUUGUAGAAAAUGAAUUUUGUUGUACUAAUCUUAUUGAAUGCAUAUUUGUAUUAGUAUAAGUGUUUUGGAUGUUAUAUAUUUACAUAACUAAAUAAUUAAUAAUAGAGUCGGUCGGAAUUUUUUAUCGAGUUUUAUCCUUUUUAAAGGGCAAGGUGAAGAGAAUUUGUUAUUUUAUUGGGAUCAUUUAUUCAAUUAUAUUAGUAUAAUUUUGAAACUGCAUAAAUGCCAGUUUACAUAUGUUAGCUCUAAUUAGAUUUGUAAAUAUUUCUUCCAAUGCUAUGUGAAAGCUAUGUAUAUACAUACAUACACAUAUAAUAUAUGAGGGGAAGUCAGAAAAAAUAAGAUUUUCAACUCGUUUACUGUUUUACCUCUUUAUUUUUGUUGAAGUACUUAAAUCUCUCAAAUAUACAUGUAUGUUUACAUUAUUUUUUCACAUAGUUGCCUUCUCUGUUAAGGUUGUAUUUGUCUAGAUGGUAGAUCCAUCAAAACUCUGUUGGCAAAAAGUGUGGUCCUGUUGAAAAAUAGUGUAUAAGGAUGUAUAUGUUUGAGAGAUGUAAGUAUCUCUCAACAAAAAUAUAUAAAGUAUUAAAAAAGGAAACAAGUUGGGAACCUUAUUUUCUGACUUAUUUCUUACUUUCUGACUCCUCUCGUAUAUAUGUCAGGAGACCAAUUACACCAGUGUUUACUUAUGCAAGUUGAUAACCAAGUGUAUUCUUCUUAUAUCAAUGAAUAGGAUAAUAAUAUAUGAAGAGAAAAUAAAGAAAAAAAAUCAUUAAGCUACUUAACUGAAGAAAAAAUUAUUGGUGCGAUUACACAUACAUACACACAUACAUACAAUACAGAUAUAUGCGAAAAAAUGUAAUUAGACAUAUUUAGUAAGAUAUUGUUCUCUGAAUUGAUAUUUUCUUCCGAUUUA
Formica exsecta is the source of this 2825-nucleotide messenger RNA. It is a transcript of the gene Ero1L, whose product is annotated as ero1-like protein. Gene Ontology annotation, cellular component: endoplasmic reticulum; endoplasmic reticulum membrane. The record is from RefSeq and is a predicted model, not a curated record. The transcript has 8 exons. The coding region runs from base 394 to 1809 and encodes 471 amino acids. Gene Ontology annotation, biological process: protein folding in endoplasmic reticulum. Gene Ontology annotation, molecular function: thiol oxidase activity; protein-disulfide reductase activity; FAD binding. NCBI's taxonomy places the organism in Eukaryota, Metazoa, Arthropoda, Insecta, Hymenoptera, Formicidae.